GAAUGUGCCCGAGUACAUGUGUACGUGACGUGACGUAGGUACCUCAAGGUAAUUUAAUAGUGCGUACCUCUAACGUUCUGUCGAUUCGCUGCCUCUUCACCUCUUCACCAUCCCUUAUCCCUCCCAGCUCAACCAACAUCCAGCCGGUCGGGCACUCGUCUCGCCACGGCACGGCGCCGCCGAGUAGGUAAUUAUCGUCCCUCGCCCCCUUGUGUGAUUCCGGCGUCGUUACGGCAAGGCCUGCCAAGCUAGGCACGUUCCUCUCACAUCGGUCGGCCUCAAAUCACACCCGUCAUGCCGUCGAUCGAGGAAGCCGGAGUCCCCAAGCUGCCGAUUGUGGUCGAGUUCACAGGCGGCCUCGAAAUGUUAUUCUCGGAUCAACGACGCCACUCAGUGGCCCUACCCGCUACAAAUAAGGAAGGAAAGCCGGCAACUAUCGCUAACUUGAUCGAGUAUCUGUGUGAUAAUGCGAUGAAGGAUGCCGGAAAGGAGCUGUUUGUGCUCGAUGAUCGCCUACGGCCUGGAAUCCUGGUCCUGGUCAACGACGCCGACUGGGAGCUCGAGGGCGAAGAGGCGUAUGAGCUCCAAGCAGGAGACAACAUCCUAUUUGUCUCUACCCUCCACGGGGGGUGAGUGAGUUGUUCUUUGCGAGCAGGAGAGGGCGAGAGAGGUGCCCA
Messenger RNA from Durotheca rogersii, 677 nucleotides. Its product is annotated as ubiquitin-related modifier 1. Bases 295 to 633 code for a protein of 112 amino acids. Gene Ontology annotation, cellular component: nucleus; cytoplasm. The record is from RefSeq and is a predicted model, not a curated record. NCBI's taxonomy places the organism in Eukaryota, Fungi, Ascomycota, Sordariomycetes, Xylariales, Xylariaceae. Gene Ontology annotation, biological process: protein urmylation; tRNA thio-modification. The transcript is spliced from 3 exons. Gene Ontology annotation, molecular function: protein tag activity.